Molecule: messenger RNA, 8271 nt
Organism: Thamnophis elegans (Western terrestrial garter snake)
Lineage: Eukaryota; Metazoa; Chordata; Lepidosauria; Squamata; Natricidae
Gene: ZNF532
Product: zinc finger protein 532
Exons: 9
Coding region: 896-4792 (1298 amino acids)
Source: RefSeq, a predicted model, not a curated record
UCCUCGCCUCCGUCCACCCUCGCCGGGGCCUGGCUCUCUGCAGAGCCUACUACACACAGGGCUGGGUAGUGUGGGGUGGAGGAGAGAGAGAGAGGCACAUAUCUUCCUUCUCCAGCCAGAUUCCCCUUCCCGGCUAAUGGCUCAUCGCCGAGCCCCGCAAAGGAACAACGAGGAGGAGCCGCCGCGGUCGCCACUCGCUCCGCUCCGGGCCCGCCAGCUUUAGAGCCUUCCUCGCUGGACUCGAAGCGCCAGCGGCCUCCACAGGGGGAGAGGAAGAAGGGAAAAAAAAAAAAGGACCGGGAAGCAGCUUGGGAAAAGGCCAGGCCAGGCCCUGUUGGUGCUCUCGCCGGCCGGAGGGAAAAGCCAGCCCGGUUUGCAAGGCGGCGAAGAUUAGGCCGGAGGCGCGGGCGGAGGCGCCGUGCCAGUUUUAUUCAGAGGCGGCUUCGGGCGGAGGACCGGCUACCCUGGGAGGCCUGGGGCUGCUAGAGCGUUUGGCUUCAGGGUUUUUUUUAUUUUAUUUUAUUUUUUGAACGCGUCCGCCUGGGAAGAGCCGUAAAGAGCUGGUUUCGCAGCCGCAGAAAUGACUUGACUGAGCAAGGCCUCGGUCGGCGGCGCCUGGCAAAGAGGCACCCAGCUGUUGCAGACCGGACGGCCCGCUUCCCUUCUUCCCCGCAAAGCAGCAGUUGUUUUUUUGGUCUGUUUUGUCUGCAAAGCCCAGCAGGGCCACCGGGAGCUUAAGGCAUUGCUGGCAAGGGGGUAUCCAUGGGGGGACUUGUUCAGGCCCUGAUCCUGCCCUCCCCAAGAGCGUCAGCCAAGCUUGGGCCCAUUUGCUGGAGGCUCCAGUAAAUUCACUGAGGAUUUCUCUCAGAUUGACGCCUAAAAAGCUAACGUGACCAUGGGAGAUAUGAAGACUCCAGACUUCGAUGAUCUGCUUGCCGCCUUUGACAUACCAGAUAUGGUUGACCCAAAAGCGGCUAUUGAAUCUGGCCACGAGGAUCAUGACAGCCAUAUAAAGCAGAAUGUCCAUCCGGAGGAUGAUUCCCAUGCACCCUCCUCAUCUGACGUGGGUGUAAGUGUCAUUGUGAAAAAUGUGCGGACAAUUGAUUCUUCUGAAGGAGCGGAGAAAGACAACCACCAUUCCACAGGCAACGGGUUGCACAACGGUUUCUUAACGGUAUCCGCUCUAGAAAGUUUUAAUAAAGAGGAAGGCAAAUCACUCAAAGACGAGGGCACCGUCUCGGAAAAUACACUGAAAGAGUCUGCCUUUAACCAAUUUAGUCCCAUCUCAAGUGCUGAAGAGUUUGACGACGAUGAAAAAAUCGAGGUGGACGACCCCCCAGAUAAAGAGGACAUGCGUGGAAACUUCAGAACAAAUGUAUUAACAAGGUCUGUCUCCCAGCAGGACUAUGAGAAGUUAAAAGUACUUGGAGGAGAAAACCUGAUGAAACACGGAGUUGCAGCUUCAGGUAAUUCUGAUAAACCCAAGGUGUCUAAAAGAGACUCGGAAACAAACCCAUCGCCUUUAGGUCACUAUGAACCCUUUAAAGCUAGGAAGAUAGAUGACAAGCUGCUUAAAGAAAACUCCGAGAAGGUCCUGGAAAACAGAGCAGUCGAUGGGAAAAUAAAUACGGAGAAAGGAGACUCAACCCUUACCAGUCUUUCCCAGGCUAAAGCAAAAUCCUCAGCAAAACUCUCUUCCUGUAUUGCCGCAAUUGCAGCUCUAAGUGCUAAAAAAGCAGCCACGGACACUGGCAAAGACCCACAAUCCAAUUCAAGGGGAUCCUCUCCCUUGCAGAAAGAUACCAGUGAAAGCCCCCGCGCUGUGGACAAAUCCCCCGAGUCUCAGAGUCUCAUUGACUGUGCAAAAAAGCCCCCCGUCAAACAACCCGACAGUCCCAGGAGUAUAUCAAGUGAAAACAGCAGCAAAGGUUCCCCACCAUCGCCUGCAGGCUCGACGCCAGCUAUCCCCAAAGUGCGCAUCAAAACCAUCAAGACGUCCUCGGGGGAGAUCAAGAGAACGGUCACGCGUGUGUUGCCCGAAGUUGAUUUGGACAGCAGUAGGAAACCAGAGCAAGCAGCUUCCAUGGUGGCUUCUGUGACGUCGUUGCUGUCUUCCCCGACUUCUGCUGCAGUUCUUUCUUCUCCCCCCAGGGCACCUCUCCAAUCAACAGUGGUCACCAACGCGGUGGCUUCUGCGGAGCUCACUCCCAAACAAGUCACCAUUAAGCCUGUGGCAACUGCUUUCCUUCCCGUUUCGGCUGUCAAGACGGCAGGGUCACAGGUGAUCAAUCUGAAACUCGCAAACAACACCACGGUGAAAGCCACUGUCAUAUCCGCUGCUUCAGUGCAAAGCGCCAGCAGCGCCAUCAUCAAAGCCGCCAACGCUAUACAGCAGCAAACAGUUGUGGUGCCCGCCUCAAGCCUUGCCAGCGCAAAACUUGUGCCAAAGACGGUCCAUCUUGCCAACCUUAACCUACUGCCUCAAAGUGCUCAGGCCACCUCCGAACUCCGCCAAGUGCUCACGAAACCUCAGCAACAGAUCAAGCAGGCAAUAAUUUCCGCAGCAGCGUCUCAGCCUUCGAAAAAAGUGUCUCGGGUUCAGGUGGUGUCCUCUCUCCAGAGCUCUGUCGUUGAAGCUUUCAACAAGGUGCUCAGCAGUGUUAACCCCGUCCCGGUUUAUAUCCCGAACCUUAGCCCUCCUAUAAAUGCGGGCAUCGCUUUACCCACACGCGGUUACAAGUGUUUGGAAUGCGGCGACUCCUUCGCCCUUGAAAAAAGCCUGGCCCAGCACUACGACCGGAGGAGCGUGCGGAUCGAAGUCACCUGUAACCACUGCACAAAAAACCUGGUUUUCUAUAACAAAUGCAGCCUCCUUUCUCAUGCACGGGGUCACAAAGAGAAAGGGGUGGUGAUGCAGUGUUCCCAUUUGAUUCUGAAGCCAGUUCCUGCCGAUCAGAUGAUAGCUUCUCCCACAAGCAAUAGUUCUGUUACGUCGUCCAUUCUUCAGAAUCCGACCGGAGUGGGCACCCACACCAUAACCAAGAUCCAGUCCAGCAUAACUGGGACAGUCAUAUCGGCUCCUUCAAGUACGCCUGUUCCACCCGCCAUGCCUCUAGAUGAAGACUCUUCGAAGUUGUGCAGGCAUAGUCUGAAGUGUUUGGAAUGUAAUGAAGUUUUCCAAGAUGAAACGUCUUUAGCCACCCACUUCCAGCAGGCUGCAGACUCAAGUGGACAAAAGACCUGCAGUAUCUGCCAGAUGUUGCUUCCAAAUUUAUGCAGUUUUGCAUCACAUCAGAGGAUACAUCAGCAUAAAUCUCCAUAUACAUGUCCUGAAUGUGGGGCCAUUUGCAGAUCAGUCCACUUCCAAACUCAUGUCACAAAGAAUUGCCUGCAUUAUACAAGAAGAGUUGGAUUCCGCUGUGUCCAUUGCAACGUGGUGUAUUCUGACGUGGCUGCACUUAAGUCUCAUAUUCAAGGUUCUCAUUGUGAAAUCUUCUACAAGUGUCCUAUUUGCCCAAUGGCAUUCAAAUCAGCACCCAGCACCCAUUCCCAUGCCUACACCCAACAUCCUGGAAUCAAAAUAGGAGAGCCCAAAAUAAUAUACAAAUGUUCCAUGUGCGACACAGUGUUUACCCUGCAGCCGUUGCUGUAUCGUCACUUUGACCAGCACAUUGAAAACCAGAAAGUAUCUGUCUUCAAGUGCCCGGACUGCUCGCUUUUGUAUGCACAGAAACAACUCAUGAUGGAUCAUAUCAAGUCCAUGCACGGGACGCUGAAAAGCGUUGAAGGGCCACCGAACCUCGGUAUCAAUUUGCCGUUGAGUACGAAGCCUUCCAUCCAGAACUCAGUCAGCCACAAUAAAGAGGACUCGAAAUCCAUCAAUGGGAUGGAAAAAGCAGAGAAGAAUCCCCCCACUUCUGUGAAGAAGGCAGAGCCCAAAAAAGGCUCUCAUCCUGGCUGGACAUGCUGGGAAUGUGAUCGGCUAUUUACUCAGAGAGAUGUUUAUAUAUCCCACAUGAGGAAAGAGCAUGGAAAACAAAUGAAGAAACAUCCUUGCCGACAGUGUGACAAAUCAUUCAGUUCAUCGCACAGCCUUUGCCGUCACAAUCGCAUCAAGCACAAAGGCAUCAGGAAAGUUUACACCUGCUCGCACUGCCCGGAUUCCAGAAGAACUUUUACUAAGAGAUUAAUGCUAGAAAAACAUAUUCAGCUGAUGCAUGGCAUUAAGGAACCCGACGUGAAAGAAAUGGCAGAAUCAACGAACAUGGGAGAAAGUUCAGUCAAGGAAGACACAAAGGUUCCCAGUCCAAAGCGUAAAUUAGAGGAGCCCGUGUUGGAAUUCAGGCCCCCUCGUGGGGCCAUCACCCAGCCGCUGAAGAAGUUGAAAAUCAACGUUUUUAAAGUCCACAAAUGCGCCGUCUGUGGCUUCACCACCGAGAACCUGCUACAGUUCCACGAACACAUUCCCCAGCACAAAUCUGACGGCUCCUCCUAUCAGUGCAGGGAAUGCGGUCUUUGUUAUACGUCCCAUGUCUCUUUGUCUAGGCAUCUCUUCAUUGUCCAUAAGCUGAAAGAACCUCAGCCUGUCUCCAAACAGAAUGGCUCUGGAGAAGACAGUCAGCAGGAGAACAAGCCCAGCCACGAGGAGGAGUCCACGGAUCGAUCCGCCUCCGACAGGAAAUGCAAAGUGUGCGCAAAGACCUUUGAAACGGAAGCUGCCUUAAACACCCACAUGAGGACCCACGGGAUGGCUUUUAUCAAAUCCAAACGAAUGAGUUCGUCUGAAAAAUAACCCGCUCCUUUCUUUCAUCCCAUAAAGCAUCUUCCAAAAGCAGGAAGGCGAAAAGAAAAGAAAAGAAAAGAAAUCAACCUUUCUACUUCAGGAUAGAGUUGGCUUUUUUUUUCUUUGUGGGGUGGGGAUAUAAAAGAUUUACCAUACCGUAAAUUUAACAAUUCUUCCCCCUGGCUGUUGCAAUAGAUUCUACUCUAUUCUAUAUUUCAAUUUAUCUUCCUCACCUCAUAUCACUGUAGAGAUUUAUAAGUAGCCAUUCGUCAUUCACUCCCCCUGAAAGACAGCAUUAAAAAAAUAGCAGUAUUUGUAUAUAUUUAAACAAAGGAAUUUCAUAGUCUUUGUUACAUGUUUGUAUUUGUAUUUAGUGGGAUUUUUUUUCUCCUGUUUUGUUUGUCUUUCUUGCUUACGUCUUUUCUAACCGAUGGAUUGUGUUUCAAAACAGAAUUCUUAAAAGUUGGAGCAAUACUUUAGAUUUAUUAAGCUGUUUCAGAUGGAAUCCUUUUCUGAGAUUGUCUGAGUAGCUUUGGAAAAAUUCCCCUGUGUUUUGCUCUUGUAGACCCUGGGAAGAAGAACCCCAAUGAAAUAGUUCCUUCCCGACCAGCAUUACCUCUCCAGGAAAACUAGGUCAAGUUAACCCAGGAAAAGACAGCCCUGGGGUAUAUAUAUCCUUGGAUUCCAUUUAACCAGAAAUGUUUGAUAUUGCCAACAUUGUGCUGAAAAAGCAGCUCACACAUUUCUGAACAAAAAGUCAAUAGAAUUGUAUGUCUGAGCAGUAUUGGAAGGGAAAGUUUUUUUAAAAAGCAAAUAGGUUUUUGGUUGCAACUCAAGGAGCCGUUGUAGUUGGACCCGCAAAUGAGUAGCCCGAUUCUUAUGACUUAAGAGGAUUAAGAUCACUUAAUAUGCUCUCUUGCUUAAAUAUUUCAGGUGUUUGAGGAAAAAUCUACUCAACUUGAGAAUUUCCAGAGGAAAUUCUGAGUACAGUGUUCAGCCCGUGAGGGUUAAUCUCUAUUGGAAUGAAGAGGAGUUGAAUCAAAGGAAUGGUAAUUUUUCCCCCAGUGGUGCUGGCAGAAAAGAAAAGCCUUGGAGGACUUUGUUGUGUGUUAUUUUAAUCAUUGUCUUGUCUUCUCAGUCCUCUAUUGAGCUUUGGGAGACUUCACUGAAUGUUACAGGACCUUUUAAGGGCCACUUGAAGAGGCUUUUCAGUAUUUUAAUAAGAUGCAGAAUAAUUAUUUUAAAUGUGUGGCAUCUACAGUCAAUCAAGUUACAGUUGAGGGAUGAAAGAAGGGUGUGUGCCAAGUCAAGUCUUGAGCAGCAGUUUUUAUAGGAUGUCAAGCAUUCUUUCAAUCAUAGAUGUGAAUUGAAUCAUAGAGAUUUGAACACAAGGAAACAACAGCCAGUCGCCGGCCAUCAGACACGCCAAUCAACCAAUAGGAAGGCACAUUCCUAGAAUAGCCCAAAGCACACAUUCCGCUAGAGAGAGGUUCCCUGAGGAUGGGCUCCAGCAGAAGUCCAAAACCUCGGUGAUCAACCCAGAUUGGAUCUUGCAUAGAGAUUUGAGUUGGGGAUCAUCUGCACGCAAUGCUACUGUUUUUUGGACCGUCUCAUAGAGAUUUAAUUUAAUUGCUUAUUAAAACAUGCAUUCAUAAUUGGACACCAUAAUGAUGAAAAAUCUGUACUGCGAGGGUGGAAGCCGUCGUUGGCCUUCAACGGCCCUCAGACCCUCUGAAGGACAAGUCCAGUGGGCCAUAAAUGGGAAACAGGAGGAAUUUAGUGGUGCAUACACGCAUACAUGCAUACACGCAUACAUAUACACACACUGUUCUUUGAGUUAACAAAUACUCAUCACAGCUGCAAGAUCACUUAACAAGAUAAUAUGCCUUGUAAUUUUAAGCAAGUUUCUUUCUCUCAUAAGAAGUGCUGAAUGUUAAGAUCAAAGGACCAUGGGCCGCAGCAUGACUUUCAGAUUUCCUAGAAUUCAGCUUAUAAAAUCAGAGUCAUGUGAGCUUCGUGGCAAAUAUUUGGCAAAUAUACCCUGUAAGGCAGAGGUCCCCGGGCCACGGCUCAAUACUGGGCCACAGCCCAUUUGGAACCAGGCUGCACAUGAAUGUGUUUAGAUAAUUCCAGCCUAUUCAGAGUGUUUGAACCUCACAUGACCUCCUGCCUUCUGAUCCCUUGGAGGCAUUCAGGUUACUGCUACCAUGCUUUGAAUUUUAGAGUAAAUCUGUGUAGCUAUUUCCAUGGAGGUUAACUUUUUGGAUAAAACUAACCCUGGCUGAAAAUGUCUUCCAGUUUCCUGAAAGUGUUAUUUCCCCACCACAGUAUUUCUGCUUUAUUCUUAGGCUGAUUUGCCAUUUCUUUUGAUGGUGUUUUUGAGCUUGCGUUAAGAUUGCAAAGUGGCAGAAGUUGCCAUGAUAUCUCUUCCCCAGUCUUCUGUCCUCCCGUUGGAGAAAUGUCCUCCAGAGGCCUUCCCUUGGCUUUUCUUGCGGCAAGUGUAGGAAGUAAGAUAGCUUAAAGACGCUUAGAAGAACAGUUGCAGAAGGAGAGCAGGGAAGCUCACCCAACUAUUUUGAUCAGGAUGACGAUAGGGAUCCUUGUUUCUUUUUCAUCAAGUUUAAUGAGAACAGUGGAAGGAAAUGCAGUAGAAAUUUUCAGCGUGGCACUAAUUACAAAGACGGUCAUCCAAGACCUUUGAGCAUCUCAACUGAGUCUCCCAUUACAUGUGAACAAGGCAGAGAUUUAUGUACAUUUUAAGGAAUGGCUAAAGUCUGAAAGAAGUUGUGUGAUUGCCAAGGUGAUGGAUGAAACGUUUGCUAUUUUAGAAUAAUGAAUUUGUCAGGAUAGACAUUAAAUGAACAUUAGUCAUAGGAUUGUGUGAUGCAGGGAUCCUGUUGCAUCAGAGAAAGAGAAAUAAGAACCACAAAAUCACUUGAAGUGUAACACGCUGUUAUAUAAAUCAUGAUAAAUAAAUAGUCCUAGCCAUCCGGUGGCCUCUGAAUUUGGAAAGAUGAUAUAAAUUCUUUUUUUAAAAAGACAUUCCAAUGUACAGUUUUAUAUAUAUAUAUAUACAUAUGUAUAUAUAUACAUCAUAGAGAUUAAGAUUCUAGAUAAUAUUAGGAAUUAUAAAGUGCUUUAGAUUAUUCCAAAUGCUUCGUAUAUAUUAUCUCACUAUUUCUUGCAUUCCUAUUAGAGAGGAGAGUGAUUAUUCCUAUUAUCCCACUGAGGUGGGGAGCAUUGAGCCAGAAUCUUGCCUACGGAGCCAGGAAUUCAGAGUCAAGCUUACAUUCGAAUCUGGGAUUUCUGAGUUCUUCCAUCAUUACUGUCAAAGCUGAUUCGGAUUCUAUCCCUCAGAUUCACAUCAGAUCCUUUACCAAUUCGUGCUCCGGAUCUCAUGAUGCAUUCCCGCUUCACAAUCAGGAGGCUGUGAGUUUGAUCCUAGGUAGAGGCAGAUAUUUCUCUCUGGGCACAAUGAGAAUAUAUCU